Striga asiatica is the source of this 728-nucleotide messenger RNA. The record is from the annotation of a GenBank genome assembly. Lineage: Eukaryota; Viridiplantae; Streptophyta; Magnoliopsida; Lamiales; Orobanchaceae.
AGAGAGAGAGAGAGAGAAGAAGAAAAAUGAAUGAGGGCAGAGAAGAUCAAAUAUGGUGCUAUUUUCACCCAAGAGAGAUUGUCAUAGGAAUAUGUGCCUCCUGCUUGAAAGAAAGGCUCUUAGUCUUGGCUUCAAAGCAAAAACAACAUCAUCAUCAUCAUGUGCACCAUAUUCAUACACCCAAGAGAGCACAUCCAAAGAUUUUUGCUCUUAGUAGCUUGAUUGAUCCUUUGGAUGUUAUGCACCACAAAAAAUCAGAUGAUCAUGCUUUGGAUGACUAUAGUUCUUCAACUAGUCAUGAAGACUCCUUUAUAUCAAUCAGAUUUGAAGACAAUCAAGUUGCCUCAUGGGACAAAGGCAAAACUUCCAAACUCCCAAAUGAGAACAACCAAAUCAGACAUCCUCAGCAAAAUGACCAUAACACCCUUAACAAGGCACACAAGAUCAAGAGUGUAGUGGAGCACAGGAAAACACGCACCACGCUGAGGUGGCGGAAGCCGAUUGGCCACCUGCUCCAGCUCAUUAGGUGGAGAAGGAAAGACUUUUCUCAUGCCUGCAUGAAAAUCGAUGUCUCCAUGAUAAUCCAAUCGGCGGCUAAAAACGACGUCGGUUGCCGGCAAAGAACAGGGAAUUCAGUGACAGCAAGAUUUUCCAAGCUCGACAACUGUGAUGGUUGCUCUUCGAUGGGGUUAAGCAGCGAGUUCGAAGAUUCAUGGCAGCGAUUAUAG